CAUAGCUAGGUGGUAUGCUCGAUAACUUCGCAAGAUCUUACUGGGUUACCGGCACAGAUACGGCGUCUGAAGAAGUGCCAUGCAGGCUGGGCUGGAAGGCCAGGGGUAUCUCGUGCCGCACAUCUUUUACUAAGGAUCGCCUGUACCUUCUUGCUUGUGCAUCUUGGCUUCCCUCUGUGCAAGUGGCAGGGCCUAGCUUAUCUACACGUCUUCUGAGGUGGUCGGGACUUUUUGAUAUAGCGCUGAGCCGAGAUAGUGUCUCGAGCGCUUUGGUCUGGAUCGUCCUUUCACCGGCUUGAGGAGCAGAACAUAUAAAGACCCACCGGUCGCCUCGUUGGAUUCGCGUCCACUAUCAGAGUCACCACAACUCCUUGCGCUCUAUCAAUCCUGUUCUGUGGUACGCUUCGUCCACAAUCCGAAGUUAUGGCGGAAAAGACCGAUAUUCCUCUCACGAGUGCCGAGCCGACUGUGCAGACCAACACUGCAUCCGACCAAGGCAGCAUUGAACAUGUCGUCCCAGAAGGUGUCGAUAUCGCCCUUGGGUGGUUCGAGGAAAUGCGAAGGAUCCCUCAAGCAGAGCUCGAAGCUGAGAGUGCGGCUGUCCGACGUCGAUGUGAUUGGAUUCUUAUGCCUGUCAUCUGUUUCACUUACGCUCUCCAAUUCUUGGACAAUGCUGUCCUAGGAUAUGCAUAUGCAUAUGGUGUCUUGGAAGACACUGGGAUGGAUGCCUCUGACUACAACUGGCUAGCCAGUAUAUACUACUUUGGCUACCUCUUUUGGGCAUAUCCUUCGACCCUGUUGCUUCAGAAACUGCCUGUUGGACUUUAUACAGCCAUCCUCAUCUUCUUAUGGGGUUUCUUGACCUUGAUGUGCUGCGUCGCCUCUUCGUUCGCUGGCUUUGCUGUCCUUCGCUUUCUCCUGGGCUGUCUCGAAGUUGGCAUCACACCUACUAUGAUGAUUAUCACCUCAUCUUUCUACAAGCGAGAGGAAACACCCGUCCGAAACAGUUUCUGGCAGUCCUCCUUUGGAAGUGGUGUCGUUUUCCUCUCAAUUGUCUCCUAUGGUAUCGGCAACAGCCACAGCAGCAUCUCCAACUGGAAGCUUGUCUUCCUGUUCGUGGGUGCUCUCACGACCCUUUGGGCCGCAGUGUUCUAUUUCCUUGUGCCCAACACACCAACUGAGACCCGCUGGUUGACCCGCCGCCAGAAACUGGUUGUCAUUCAUCGCAUUUCUACCAACAAGAUCGGAAUCAAAGAUAAGAAACUCAAACCUUACCAGAUCAAGGAGGCAUUGGUCGAUCCGAAAAUGUGGCUUCUCUGCGCUUUUCAGAUCACCAACGGUAUCUGUAACUCGAGUGUCUCUGCAUUCGCCUCUCCUCUGAUUGAAGGCUUUGGAUUCACGGGCCUCCAGACUGUCCUCCUCCAGAUGCCCACAGGUGGUUUCGUGGCUAUCAUUGAGCCCGUCCUCGGUUACAUUGCAACCAAGAUCCCUAACACAAUCAUAUGGAUCUCAAUCGCCGCAAACAUUCCCAACGUCGCAGGAUUGUUCGGUAUCAGGUUCAUCAAGCGAACUCCAGAGCAUAAGUGGGCUCUGCUCGGUUGUACUUGGCUACAAUUCAUCUUUGGAGUCACCAAUCUGUUCAGCUGGACGCUCACCGCUGCCAACUUCGCUGGUCACAGCAAAAGAUCCUUUGUCAAUGCCAUGGUCUUCGCAGCAUUCGGGGUUGGCAACCUUAUUGGUCCACAUAUAUUCUUUCCCUCGCAAGCACCUGUUUAUCAGUCAGCUAUCACCGGUCUGCUGGUUUGCUUCGGUCUCAGCAUCUUGUGCAACUUGAUACUCCGGUGGUACAUGUCCAAUGAAAACAAGAAGCGCGACAGGGCAUUUGCCAACGGCGAAAUUCAGGCAGUAGACGGCGAAUUGGAAGGUUUCUUCGACAAAACUGACAGGGAGAACAAGGCCUUCAGAUACGUCUUAUAGGGCAGUGGAAACGUGAGUGCAGCGAAGGCGAUUCCACAAGUACUAGGCACAUCCUAGGAUAGCCACACCCUAGUUUAGAGCAGAACAUGGCCAGAUUCAUG
Messenger RNA from Exophiala viscosa, 2078 nucleotides. Its product is annotated as MFS transporter. Gene Ontology annotation, biological process: transmembrane transport. Bases 424 to 1977 code for a protein of 517 amino acids. Gene Ontology annotation, cellular component: membrane. The transcript has 6 exons. NCBI's taxonomy places the organism in Eukaryota, Fungi, Ascomycota, Eurotiomycetes, Chaetothyriales, Herpotrichiellaceae. The record is from RefSeq and is a predicted model, not a curated record. Gene Ontology annotation, molecular function: transmembrane transporter activity.